Molecule: messenger RNA, 5535 nt
Organism: Leptinotarsa decemlineata (Colorado potato beetle)
Lineage: Eukaryota; Metazoa; Arthropoda; Insecta; Coleoptera; Chrysomelidae
Product: protein stoned-B
Biological process (GO): regulation of endocytosis; intracellular protein transport; endocytosis
Cellular component (GO): clathrin adaptor complex
Source: RefSeq, a predicted model, not a curated record
UACUUGAAUCAGAGCUUAUAUAAGAUGGCAGCAAAUCCAUUUCUCUUCAAUGAAGAGCCAUUUGCUUCCCCGGGAUCAGCCGGAUCGAAUCCUUUCCUCAUGGAUGAUGAUCCCGGUCUCGAUCAUGUUGGAUUCAAUGACAAUCCGUUUAUGUCUCAGACAGCGACUACGAUUUCCACCAACCCUUUCAGUUUUGAUCCUAUGGAUCUCGAACCUGCUGAGGCUGAAGUGCCAACGAUACAAAAUACUAAUAAUACCGACCCAUUUGGAGAUAUUGAACCUAGUAGCACAGUGCCAUUCAGCGAACCAAUCACCACGCAACCCAUAAUCAGGGAAGUUUUCACCAAAGCUGAUUUUUCACAACCGCAGAAACCAUCGGAGCUGGAUCUGAAGUAUUCCCAUCAGCCAGUUACCAACGGACCUCCAAGACCUCCACCUCCUCGACCUCCACCGUCUAAAGAAACUCAAGACCUUUUGAUGUCGGUUAUGGGGGCGAUGGAUGCCACUAGCUCUAGCUUGUUGAAUAAGAUACCCCCCACCCGAAGCCCUAGUCCAGUUUCUAUGAGGGAUCUGCACUCUCCAAGCCCAACGCCUGAGCCCAGUUUUGGUGAUCUGCUUGACGUGACUGAUAAGGUUCCAGAACCUGUCUACUCGGUUACUUCAGACUUGUUUUCUCUGGGACAAGAUAACUGUGAUAUCAAUCAGAAUCCUUCAGUAGGUCAAGAAACGAUCGUACAGGCGAAACCACCAAGGCCAAGUCCCCCAGUUAGGCCACCAAAACCUCCUCUACCAGCAAUGUUCAAAAACACUCCGAAAGACGCACCACAAAGUGUACCAGUACAAAAGCCUGAUGAACCCAAACAUGAAACCGUUGAAGAGAUAGACUUUUUUGGGAUGGAAACUCCACCACAGAAGAAGGAGGUGACCAACGCUGACAUUUUGAAUCUGUAUAACGUUCCCAAACAAGAACCCGCAAAAACUGACUUGCUGUUCGAUUUAAUGGAACCAGACAUCAUCAUGCAGACACAUAGCGAUAUGACAACUCCAGCAAUACCGAAAAACAUUCAGGAAGUUUCUAAUGUCGCUUCUCCUUUGAGUCAAACCAAUGAGCUGACGAAAGAUAAUUUGAUUUCUUCAGAGCCGUCGCAAGAAGAUCUCAGGAUGGAUUUGAGUGACAGUCACAGUAAGGGUUCUGUUUCCAGUGUCACUUUCAAUCCAUUUGCUCCUACCGAGGAUAUGUCUCAAGCUAAUACACCUCAGCCAGUUUUUAUAGAGGAUAAUUUCAAAAGCGAAAUAAAUCAGAAUAACGUUCAGAAGACGAUGAACAUAUUCGACAACACCACCCAGAUUCUCGAUACAAUGAGCGGCACCGAAGAAACUUUUGGAUUUUCUGUUCAGGAAACCAACUCUACUCUCGAAGACGGAUUUCGAUCAUCUAGUGAAGCUGCUGAAACCAAAAUGUCUGCAGAUGAUUUAGCAAUGUUAGACACUACACCCGUGCCUGCAUCGUUGGCUUCGUUUGGAACCACGGAUACUACUGUUGAAUCUGGCGAUGUCUUCGGAAUAUCUACUAAGGAGGAAGUGAAACCGUCUUUGGAUAAUUUCGGGCCUUUUGGGUCUGUUGCAGAACCCAGUAACGCUUUCGAAAUAACUGAUAAUACUAUGGAAUCUUCAGCAGAUGCUUUUGUGAGUACUGAAAGUACCGUUGUAGAUGCUUUUGGUGUUACCAGUACUAGAGAAUCCAAUACUAUGGAUGCUUUUGGAGCGGUUGGAGAUGAUUUCGAUGAUUUUGCAAAAAAGUUCGACUCAGUGAAAACUGAUGAUCAGAAAAGCGACGUUUGGGGUAAUUCAUUUACGAAUACAACCGAAGUUUCUUCUGGAUUUGGUCAGGACGAUGGGUUUGAUGCAUUUUUGGCUCUCCAGGAACCUCCUUCUGUUCCGCAAAGUACUCCAAACAGGAUUAGCAAGGCUCCGUCCCAGGAGUCGGAUGAGGAUAAGGAUUUCUCCGUAUUUAUUAGACCGAAAGGCAGUGAAGAACAGGGUGGUGGUAUUCUACCGACCAUAGCACCUCCUCCUGCUCCUACCACAGCAGCUUUCAUAGAUACUUCCCCCCGCUUCAAUCCAUUCGACAAUCAGAAUGAUGUUUCAACAGAAGUUAUCCAAAAUGACAUUCCUUAUGCUGGUGACCUCAAGCGGAGUGAUUCACAAGAAACCCCUCCGACGCCACUGUUUGACGAUGACGUUUCGCAACCUCUGGAACCUUUUCCAAGGAUAAACUUCACUGGGGAUGGAUGGGAAAUGCAGCUUCGACAACCCAACAAGAAAAAAAUUACGGGACAGCGCUUCUGGAAGAAGAUAUUUGUCAAAAUCCUGCACCAAACGGAUUGUGUGUUGCUUCAAUUGUACAAUCAGAAAGAUGAUAAGGAUCCUUUCCAGGAAUUGCCACUCCAGCCCUGUUACUCUGUUUCUGAUAUAGGUGCUCAGCAGUACGACCAGUUUGGAAAAAUCUUCACCGUCAAGUUGCAGUACAUUUUCUACAAAGAAAGACCAGGAGUGAGACCUGGUCAGGUGAAGAAAGCGGAGAGGAUAACGAAUAAGUUGAGCCAGUUUGCUGCGUACGCUAUUCAAGGAGAUUAUCAAGGUGUGAAGGAGUUCGGAAGUGACUUGAAGAAGCUUGGUCUUCCCGUAGAACACGCUCCCCAGGUAUCUCAGCUGAUGAAGCUUGGUUCACUGAAUUACGAGGACCUGAAACAGUUCUCGUUUUGUAUUGAGGAAGCCCUCUUCAAGCUUCAAGCUCACAGGGACAGAGCGUUGCAUUACAAGAUGGAGGAAGUUCAGAUAACGGCUGUUGAUGAGCUCCACGUGGAGCAGGAUGCAGAAGGUCACAUUGAGAAACAGAUUGCCAGGGUACGAUUGUUCUUUCUGGGCUUUCUCACGGGAAUGCCCGAUGUCGAAUUGGGGAUCAACGACAUGCGUCGGCAAGGAAAAGAAGUGGUUGGUCGACACGACAUCAUUCCUGUGGUUACAGAAGAGUGGAUAAGACUGGAGGAAGUUGAGUUUCAUUCUUGCGUGCAACAGGAUGAUUACAAUGACACGCAUAUAAUUAAGUUCAAACCUCCCGAUGCUUGUUACAUUGAACUCUUGAGAUUCAGAGUGAGACCUCCGAAAAAUCGAGAACUUCCUUUACAGCUCAAAGCUCAAAUAUGUGUUACAGGGUAUAAAGUAGAACUUAGAGCUGACGUCCUCGUUCCAGGAUUCGCUUCCAGAAAACUAGGCCAGAUUCCUUGCGAAGAUGUGAUGAUCCGUUUUCCGAUUCCAGAAUGCUGGAUAUACCUUUUUAGAGUAGAGAAACACUUUCGAUAUGGGUCAGUUAAAUCUGCGCACAGGAGAACGGGAAAAAUCAAAGGAAUUGAAAGGAUAUUGGGAACAGUUGAAACGCUACAAGAAAAUUUGAUAGAAGUUACAUCGGGACAAGCGAAAUAUGAGCAUCAACACAGGGCUAUAGUUUGGAGAUGCCCCAGGUUACCCAAAGAAGGGCAAGGUGCUUACACUACUCAUAACAUGGUAUGCAGGAUAGCACUAACGAACUAUGAUCAAAUGCCGGAGAAGCUUGCAGACUAUUGUUACGUGGAAUUCACUAUGCCAGCGACACAAGUGAGCCACACCACAUGCAGGAGUGUUAGUUUGCAAAACACGGAUAGUGAUGAACCCCCAGAGAAAUAUGUUAGAUAUCUGGCCAGGCACGAAUACAGGGUUGGCAUAGAACACACAGAAGGAGAGUCUCCGAAUCCGUACGCUGCUGCCACCUACGUUUCUAAACCAACACCUGCACCAGCUCCCGCAGCCGUGGAUAUUCCAGCCAAGGUAGCAGAAGAAUCUAGUUCAGAUAGCGACUAAAUUCAAAAGUAUAUUUUUCCAAAAACUUACUCAUGAACUGAAGUUGUCAACUAGAACUUAGGAAUAUGAUGAAACACUAGGUUGUCAGUUGUGAUUGGUUAGUUGUAAGUGUUUUGACCUCGUUGAUAUUAUGAGCUUCAAAUUCAUGUAUGUUUCAUGUAAACGAAUUGGCUGUUUAAGGAACUAUGACCAGCCUGCAGUGUUCAUUUAGUCUUAAAUCAUGAAAAAACUAGGUUGAUAUUCUUUCAUCUCAUCAUUUAAUGUGUGGUGGUGAACUUCGAUAUUGAACUAUAAUUUUUCCAUUUUUUUAAGCUGGUUUAACAAAAUAUUGUGAUUAUAACAUAUUUCACGGGUUAGAGAAAAAUAUGAUCACUAUUAUUUCGAAAUUUGAGAAAUCAUGUUUCUCAAUGGAGCAGAAAAUUAAUUAUAACUCACUUCAAGUGAAGAAACGUACAUCUAAUCAAAUCAAAGAGGUUUCAUUCAAGCUGAAAACUUUUAUAUCCUGAAACAAUUCCAAAUAAUCUUCAAGUAUAUGAGUAACAAUCCAUGUAUAUUAUCUCGAGCAACAUUGAACGUCUAAUAAUUAGCAAUAAGAAUAGUAUAUUGGAAUUAUGUAUAACAGAUAUAUCAUGGAACGCAUGAAGCAGAAAGUGUUUUAGAAAUAAGGCAAUAUAAAUAAGGUAAGAUAAAGCUCUUUAUUUCCAACAUAUCUAUUUAUAUUUACAUGUAUAUUAUGAAAGAUACAUUAUUUUUUCGUGUAUUUUCAUACACAGCUAGAAUUACCAAAGACAAAUAACAACUAAGUAGCUAGGAGUAAGUUAGAAUAAACAGAGAGUGUAACAAUAGAAAACGUAUGAUAUAGAAUAUAUUUUUUGGAUUGUAUGACAAAAAAAAUAGUUUUUCAUUAUAGAACUGAUUCAUGAGGUAUAACCCCCUUUAUUGAUUUAUUUUCUGCAACUGAGAACUUGAUCAUUAUGUGACAAGCUCUAAAUUUUGUUGUCUACCAGAAAACAUAAAAUUUCUGUUGAAAAAGUUAUUACCAUGAUAUUAAAUGAGAACUGUUCUUUGCGAAACUUUCGAAUACAUUUCAACUCAGCACACUGAAAUAAUCAUUAAUUGGUUUUCUUCUGUCACACUCUGUAUUGUAGAACAUUAAACAAGUUUUUUCUGUUGAAUAAAUGUAGUUGAACUGCUUUAUUGUUGAAUAGUGUAGGUGUAGAUCUAGGAAAAUAUUUGAACUAUGUUAACUAGUUGUAAAAAUUUUAAUUUGGUAUUACUAUUUUUUCAACAAUUUUGAACUGGAAUUGAAAUGAUUCCAGAAGAGUCGAAUUCUAGUCACUGAUCCUCUCGUCAGACAUAGAUAUAAAUAUAUAAUAAGAAGAUAAUAUUUGUAUAAACUUUUAUUAGUAAUUCUAGAUUAUUUAACAAUUGUAACCUGGAAUUGUAUUAUUCCAGAAGAGUUGAAUCCUAGCUACUAAUCCACUCAUCAGAUGUAGAUAUAAAUAUAUAAAAAAAUAUAAUUUGAAUAUUCAACAUGAGAUAAUGAUGUACUUAAAAAUUCUAUUGAACAAUAAUGACGUAACUGAAAAAUUCAUGUAUAUUAAUGUAUGUAUUAGAAAUAAACAGUAUUGAAGCUUG